This is a messenger RNA of Setaria italica (foxtail millet), 1389 nucleotides long. RefSeq names its product gallate 1-beta-glucosyltransferase. The transcript has a single exon. The record is from RefSeq and is a predicted model, not a curated record. Gene Ontology annotation, molecular function: UDP-glycosyltransferase activity. NCBI's taxonomy places the organism in Eukaryota, Viridiplantae, Streptophyta, Magnoliopsida, Poales, Poaceae. Bases 1 to 1389 code for a protein of 462 amino acids.
AUGGCCGAGGAGGCGACGCCCCACAUUCUCGUCGUCUGCUAUCCGGGCCAGGGCAACAUCGAUCCCAUGCUCCGCCUCGCCAAGCGCAUCGCCGCCAAGGGCCUCCUCGUCACCUGCUGCUCCUCCUCCAUCGUCCGCGACAAGCUCGCCGCCGCCUCGGGGGUGUCAGCCGGCGGCGACGGUGUGCCCGCCGGCCGCGGCCGCGUCCGGUUCGACUUCCUGGACGACCAUCUUGAUGGGAUAAAGCUGGACCUGGACGAUUACCUGCGGCAGCUCGAGACCGGAGGGCGCCACGCGGAGGCAGGGCGGCCGGUGGCGUGCCUCAUCGGGAACCCGUUCCUGCCGUGGGUGACCGACGUCGCCGCCGAGGCCGGCAUCCCCUCGGCGGUGCUGUGGGUGCAGUCGUGCGCAGUGUUCUCGAUCUACUACCACUUCGUUCACGGGCUCGCGGAGUUCCCCCGCGAGGACGACUACGACGCGCGGUUCGCGCUCCCGGGCCUCCCGGACCUGUCCGUCGCCGACGUGCCGUCGUUCCUGCUCCCGUCGCACCCGUACAAGAUAUUCGGCGACAUCAUACAGGACCAGUUCCGCAACAUGGCCAGAGCGUCGUGGGUGUUCGUCAACUCCUUCGCCGAUCUCGAGCGCGACGUGUUCGCCGCGUUGCCGAGCGUCAGGCCGUGCCCGCCGCAGCUCAUCUCCGUGGGCCCGCUCGUCGAGAUCGGGGGCCAGGACGACGAUGCCGCGGUGCGCGGCGACCUGAUCGAGGCGGCGGACGACUGCGUGGCGUGGCUGGACGCGCAGGCGCCGCGCUCCGUCGUCUACGCGUCGUUGGGUAGCGUCGUCAUGCUCUCCGCCGAGGCGGUCGCCGAGAUGGCGCACGGGUUCGCGUCCACCAGCCGGCCCUUCCUGUGGGUGGUGCGGCCGGACACUCGCCCGCUGCUCUCGGAGGGGUUCCUGGACGCCGCCGGCAGCCGCGGCAUGAUCGUGCCGUGGAGCCCGCAGGACCGCGUGCUGGCGCACGCCGCCGUCGCAUGCUUCCUCACGCACUGCGGCUGGAACUCCACGCUCGAGACGGUCGCUGCCGGCGUUCCCGUGGUGGCCUUCCCGCAGUGGGGCGACCAGUGCACGGACGCCAAGUUCCUGGUCGACGAGCUCAGGAUGGGCGUCCACCUCCGCGCCCCGCUGCGGCGAGAGGGUGUGCGUGAGGCCGUCGACGCAGUCACGACCGGGCCAGAGGCCGACGCCGUGCUCGCCAACGCCAAGUCGUGGAGCAGGGCGGCGCAGGCCGCAGUGGCGCCCGGUGGGUCGUCGGACCUGCACGUGCAAGCGUUCGUCGACGAAGUAUGGCGGCGAGCGUGUGGAGGGCAAGCAGAAGCAUCUGCCAUUUAG